Molecule: messenger RNA, 2385 nt
Organism: Copidosoma floridanum
Lineage: Eukaryota; Metazoa; Arthropoda; Insecta; Hymenoptera; Encyrtidae
Product: tyrosyl-DNA phosphodiesterase 1-like
Biological process (GO): DNA repair
Cellular component (GO): nucleus
Molecular function (GO): single-stranded DNA binding; 3'-tyrosyl-DNA phosphodiesterase activity; double-stranded DNA binding
Source: RefSeq, a predicted model, not a curated record
CACAUGUAGGUUAUAGUUUGUUUACGGCACUUUUGACUCUUGACUUUAACGAUGUAACAAAAUAAAAGUUAAAUUCAAUACUAAGUAUAGUAUAUAGGUAUGCACAUUGAAAUAGUAUCUAUUCUCUUAAUGCGUAGAAUUAGAAAAUAGUUUACCCCGUACUAAACAUUAGCCGAUCGAACAUAAGUAACUAGCCGGUCUAGUAUUAUCAGGAUGAAUAAAGUAAACUUCGAUUUUGACAUUAAUUUAAGCGACACUGACAGUGAAGAUGAGAACGAGGAAGUUGAGACAAGCAAGAACAGAACAAAAAAGAAUGACUUUGACGUUUCGUCGACGGAUGAUGAUGAAGAAGACGAUGAGGCUGAAAAAGAAAAAAUUAGAGAAGAAAUAUUGAAACAAAAGGCUAAUGCCAUAGGUCUCGAUGCAGUCAUUUAUUGUCAUAACGAAAACGCAGAGUACGGGGAGGAAGAAAUCCUGAAUAAAACCCUGGAGUUGAAAGUAUCAACGUGGAUGAUGAUGUACGAUAAUUUGGAAGAACCAAGUGAGUUUGCCAUGAUGAGAGACGUAAGCGUUGGUAUUGCGGAAAAGUUACGCAAUAUCAAUGUGACAGCCAGCGAGUUUGGUAGCUUUGAUGACAAGUACAAGGCCACUGCGCCUUAUCAUUUCUUCCUGACCACGGUUCCUGACCAACCAGAAACAUUCGACCAGUCCUACUCUGUGUCCUUUCAUGAGAUAAUAGAUCACACUCUGGGUGAAUUAAUUGACAGUCUUCAUAUAAAUUGUUUCGUCCAAGUGUCAUGGAUUAUCACCGAGUACAUGAUUGCCUGUCAGCGACCUAAAAUGACAGUGAUUUAUGCAAACUGUAGUGAUCCCGAUACAAUUUCUACUCAACCCUUUGACAUUGAGUUGCAACAGGUGCAUACAACUGAUUAUGGAUGCAUGCACUCUAAACUAUCGAUAUUCAAGUACAAAGGUGAUAAAAUUAGGAUUGUUGUAUCAACUGCUAAUAUGUAUGCCAUAGAUUGGACAACGAGAACUCAAGGCUUGUGGGUAUCUCCAUUUCUACCUCUACUCCCAGUUGAUGCAGAUCAUACGGAUGGAGAGUCGGUCACGAAUUUUAAAAAAGACUUUAUCAAGUAUUUGUCCAAACACAAGGAGCCGCAAGUAUUUGGCUGGUUGGGAUUGAUACAUAAAACAGAUUUCUCAGCUGUCAAAGUAUUUUUUCUGGGAUCUGCUCCUGGAAAACACGAAGAGCCUGAAAUCAAUUCAUGGGGACAAAAUAAACUUAAAACAAUAUUGUCUCAACAUGCAGUUUUACCACAUAAUUCCAAAGAGUGGCCUGUAGUGGCUCAAAGUUCUGCUGUUGGUAGCUUUGGGCCUAACUACUUGGCCUGGCUGUCGUCCAUAGUUCAUUCAAUGUCUUUUGAGAAGAAGAAGACUUCUGGGAACGAUAUCAUAUUCAUGCCAGAGUUUAAAUACAUAUUUCCAUCCCAAGAAAAUUAUCUAGGAUGUUAUGACGAUGGGCUGCAGGGAACAUGUAUUUUGUACAGCGAAGAACUUCAUUUGCGGCAGCCGUGGAUUAAAGAUUAUUUAUAUCAAUGGCAGGCAAAUAUAACAAAGCGCACUUUUGCUAUGCCUCAUUUAAAAUGUUAUACAAGAAUAUCGCCAGAUAUGACUCAAAUUCCCUGGUUUGUCUUAACAAGUUCCAAUCUUGGCAAAGGCGGUUGGGGAAAAAUGUUCGUAAAUUGGGGAAAAAAUAUUCUCAGCAUCACUAAUUACGAAGCUGGGAUAGUCUUUAUUCCCAAAUUCCUUAUCGAUAGAGACACUUUUCCAAUAAGUGAGUCGGCUUCUUCGGAAAUUCCACCUUUUCUAUUGCCUUAUGACGUGCCAUUAACUAAAUACAGACCAAAGGACAAACCUUAUUUUUCACCUACACACGAACCACACAUCUCAGAAAAACCAAUUGAGCAAGGUGAAAUGGAUCCAGACGAGUACGAGACAGAAAACUGUAAUAUGUAAAAUACAUACUCACGUGUUAUAUACUUUUUUAUUAUAUUUAUAUGUUUUUUGUAUUGUCCUGUACAAAACAGUCUAAAAUGAUGUGAUAUAUGCUCAGUUACUAGAAACGUAAAUUAGUAUGAAGUUGAAAAAUGCGAUCGUAUAAGAUUUGUUUAUAAUUACAGAAAAGCACAAAUGCUUGUUUCAGUUACGAUUCGUACAAAACUGCCUAACACUAAACUUAUUUUCAUAUAAAAUGACUAUUUAAUUGGUGAAUCGAGUAUUACAUAAUUUAGUAACUUAGUUGUAACUACAUGACUAGAAAUAGUUAAGGUGAAAAAUAACAAAAAUUAUUUUCAUAAUAUUUUCUAUGUAAGCAAGUUGCCU